Naegleria fowleri is the source of this 1545-nucleotide messenger RNA. RefSeq lists its product as uncharacterized. Gene Ontology annotation, biological process: actin filament network formation; actin filament bundle assembly. Gene Ontology annotation, molecular function: actin filament binding. Lineage: Eukaryota; Heterolobosea; Eutetramitea; Acrasida; Naegleriidae. The record is from RefSeq and is a predicted model, not a curated record. Gene Ontology annotation, cellular component: cytoplasm; actin filament bundle; actin filament. Bases 1 to 1545 code for a protein of 514 amino acids. The transcript is spliced from 2 exons.
AUGUCCACCAAACUCCAUACUCGUGAAAAUACAACCUCUGUGAGCGGUGUGUCCGGAGUACACAGCUUUGAUCGUGAUGAAGUCGAAAGCUUUGCAGAAUACAUUAGUAAUCAGCUUAAGGAUGAUGCAGAUGUUCAGUCCAAAAUGCCAAUAGUUGGAGAUGAGCUGUUCAAUGCUGUUAAGGAUGGUAUUAUCUUGUGUAAAUUGAUCAAUAUUGCAGCUCCCCAUACCAUCGAUGAACGUGUAAUCAAUGUGAAGGGACAAUUGAAUCCAUGGCAGAUCAAUGAAAAUUGCGAGCUCGCUAUCAACUCUGCUGCAGGUAUUGGUUGUAAAACUGUAAACAUUACUCGAUCGAGUAUUCAAGAAGGAAAGCCUCAUAUUGUUCUGGGACUGUUGUGGCAAGUCAUUAAGAAGAGUGUCACCAAAGACAUUACCAUCAAGCAUCAUCCUGAAUUGGUUCUCCUCUUGAAAGAGGGUGAAGAUAUGGAAAGCUUUGUUAACUUGCCCAUUGAGGAAAUUCUCAUGAGAUGGGUCAAUUAUCACCUUGCAAAGUCUCCCUUGAGUGGCACUAGAAAGAUCACCAACUUUUCGACUGACAUUGCUGACUCUGAAAUUUAUACACAUCUCCUCAACCAAAUAGCACCAGAUGUUUGUGAUUUGAGCCCACUCCAGGAAGAUGACUUGCUCAAGAGGGCCAAUUUCAUGCUUGAUCAGGCUGAAAAGAUUGACGGUCGUCAAUUCAUCAAGGCAGGUGAUGUCGUGAAGGGUAACACAAAAUUGAAUUUGGCCUUCAUUGCCAACUUGUUUAAUACAAGACCAGCCCUCGAGGUUCCACAAGAUAUGAAUGUGGAUUAUGCAUCCUUGUUAGACUUCAGUUCGGAGGGCACUAGAGAAGAGAGAUCAUUCGAAUUCUGGAUGCAAAGUUUGGGCUUGAAUGUGAAUCAUUUGUUUGAUGACAUGCGUGAUGGUGUUGUUUUUGCAGAGUUGUGUGAAAAGAUUAAACCAGGUGCUACCGAUCCAAAGAGAUACACUGCGAACCCAAAGAAUCCAUUCCAAUCCAUCGCAAAUUGUAAUUAUGCUCUUGAUGUUUCAAAAUCAUUGGGUGUUCAUGCCGUCGGAAUUAGUGGAAAAGACUUUUUCGAUAAGAACAAGAAAUUCGUUUUGGCUGUAGUUUGGCAAUUGAUGAAAGUUUCACUUUUAAACACUUUGAAGAAUGUUGGUGGUGGUAAACAAGUCAGCGAAGAGGAUGUGUUGAAUUGGGCCAACAAGAAGGUCGCAGCUCAAAAGAUUACGUCCUUCGAGGAUCCUUCUCUGAGCGAUGGCAAAUUUUUGGUUCAUUUGUGCCAUGCUGUCUCUCCACAAUCAUGUAACCUUGAAAUGCUUUCCGAAGAGAGUGAACAGAACGCCAAAUACGCCAUCAGUGUCGCAAGAAAGAUCGGAGCAGUCGUGUUCUUGUUGUGGGAAGAUAUUGUUGAGGUCAACAAGAAGAUGAUUUUGAGUUUUGUUGCUUCUCUUAUGCUUGCAGAGAUGCAUUUGAAGAAGUAA